Molecule: messenger RNA, 1315 nt
Organism: Pungitius pungitius (ninespine stickleback)
Lineage: Eukaryota; Metazoa; Chordata; Actinopteri; Perciformes; Gasterosteidae
Product: phenylethanolamine N-methyltransferase
Exons: 3
Coding region: 1-825 (274 amino acids)
Cellular component (GO): cytosol
Molecular function (GO): phenylethanolamine N-methyltransferase activity
Source: RefSeq, a predicted model, not a curated record
AUGGAAGAAAAGGGAACAAUGGAGAACGGAGUGGCGGCCAUGGCGGCCUGCUACCAGGGAUUCGACCCUGCAGCGUAUCUGCAAUACAACUACACUCCACCGCGGGCAGAUUUUGAGAGAAAGGACAGCAUUGUCCCGUGGAAACUGGCAUGCCUGCAUCGAGCGUUCACUGAAGGUGAUGUGAAUGGCGAGCUGCUGGUGGACAUUGGUUCGGGUCCCACCCUGUACCAGGUGCUGAGUGGCUGUGAGGUCUUCAACAAGGUGCUGCUCACGGAUUACCUGGAGGUCAACAGGCGGGAGCUGAGGGGCUGGUUCCAGGACGAGGGAGCCAGCAGCUUGGACUGGACACCUUACCUGCAGCACGUCUGCGAGCUGGAGGGACGACGGCCUUCAGCAUGGACAGAGAAAGCCGCCAAGCUGCGUCAGGUCGUCAAGGACAUCGUCCCCGUGGACGUGCACCGGCCUCAGCCUCUGUCCCUGGAUGACCUCCCCUCAGCAGGGGCCGACUGCCUCGUGUCCUGCUUCUGCCUGGAGAGCGUCAGCCCGGACCUGGCCGCCUUCACGAGGGCCCUGGGCCACAUCGGGAGGCUCCUGCGGGCCGGCGGCCACCUGCUGCUCAUCGGGGCCCUGGGAGAGAGUUACUAUUUUGGGGGACCCGGUGUGAAGAUCCCCGUGGUCCCACUGAACGAGGCCCAGGUCUGCGCUAGUUUGAAGGAGAGCGGCUACACCCUGAUCAGGCUGGAGGUGUACACACUGCCUCAGGACAUGAGGGUGGGGGUCGACGAUGUGUCUGGGGUGUUUUUUGCAAAAGCAAUAAAGGAGUAAAAGUUAAAGUGGAUGAGGGGAGGACAUGUAAAGGGUUAUUAAUAUUAUAAAAUUAAAGUGAAGAAAAAUUCUUAUUGAUUAAGUCAAGUUGUAUGCUUGAUUUUGCAGAGCUGACAAUCAAGGGCUGCUAUCAUUGUGAGUUAUCUUAAAAACUAUUCUAUUCAUUCUCAAGGGAAAGGAAAAUGCAAAGACACAUUAUGUAACUUCAUUCCAUGUUCCAUCUUCAUUGGUUGAAUAAACGUUUUGUCUGAGGUUCAAUAAAGAGCCGUUCCCAUUUAGAAAUGUAAUUGGACAGCGCCACCUGCAGUUCAAACAGCUGCAUCAAGAAUGCAUCUAUUUUUGUUUUAGGGUGGGCUAUUAAAUAAUUUUACACCCAUUUUACACCCAUUUUUUUUCCAAGCUGUUCAUAAAGAGAAUAUUUUGAUAAGCUUCUUUUCUUCUUUAGUGAAGAGGCUGAUAAGUUGCCCAUCUUGUUCAUUUGUGAUAAUAA